This is a messenger RNA of Labeo rohita (rohu), 2007 nucleotides long. It is a transcript of the gene ndfip1l, whose product is annotated as Nedd4 family interacting protein 1, like. The coding region runs from base 165 to 848 and encodes 227 amino acids. Gene Ontology annotation, biological process: positive regulation of protein ubiquitination; vacuolar transport; metal ion transport. The transcript is spliced from 9 exons. NCBI's taxonomy places the organism in Eukaryota, Metazoa, Chordata, Actinopteri, Cypriniformes, Cyprinidae. The record is from RefSeq and is a predicted model, not a curated record. Gene Ontology annotation, cellular component: Golgi apparatus; perinuclear region of cytoplasm; endoplasmic reticulum. Gene Ontology annotation, molecular function: WW domain binding.
AGUUCGCAACUGUCUGACUGACAUCACAGGAAGCUCCGAGACAAAUCUGAUCUGAUGAGGGCUGUGGCUUUGCCAUUUACUAGAUAUAAAAAUUUCUGUAGACAAUUUGUUGCCUGAAUUGUGUCUAUACUGGGAUCCUCGUUAUCUUUUUAAGCUCGCUGAGGAUGGCUGAGCCAAGUGGGAGAUAUCAGCAGCUGCCCAAUGAAGAGGAGCCGGAGGAGGGAGCUCAGGUGGCCAGUGAUCCUCCACCCCCUUACAGUAGUAUUGCAGCUGACAGUGCAGCAUAUUUUGAUUAUAAGGACGAUGCAGCAUUCCCCAAGCCACCAUCUUAUAAUGUAGCCACAUCUCUACCAUCGUACGAUGAGGCUGAGAGAACCAAAGUAGAGGCUACUAUCCCACUGGUGUCAGGCCGACACAGGGAACGUCUGGACACAUUCGAUGAUGUAACUCGCUGUGCGCUGGAGGAUGAUGAUUUUGUGGCCAGAGAUGACUUUGAGGAUGCUGACCAGCUGCAGAUAGGCAACGACGGCAUUUUCAUGCUGACAUGUUUCAUGGCAUUCCUCUUCAACUGGAUUGGCUUCUUUCUAUCAUUCUGCCUUACAACCUCAGCAGCUGGGCGUUAUGGCGCCAUCUCUGGGUUUGGUCUGUCCCUCAUCAAAUGGAUUCUCAUCGUACGGUUUUCUACUUAUUUCCCUGGUUACUUUGACGGACAGUACUGGUUAUGGUGGGUGUUUCUGGUGCUCGGCAUCCUGCUCUUCCUCAGAGGCUUUAUUAACUACGCCAAAAUCCGAAAAAUGGCAGACUCCGUUUCUACUCUUCCACGGACCAGAGUUCUCUUCAUCUAUUAAAGUCACUUGCUGGAAAUGAAAACACAUUCACAGGCCUGCAUUGAGCCGUUGACCUAGCGGGGAAAAUAUAUUUAAGAAAAAAAAAAAUCCUUCCAUCUGUUAUCUACUCAUCUGAGAGGAAGACCGUGGAAUUCCAGAGCGAUGGAGGAAGAACGUUUUUUUUUUCCGCCCUCUGCUUUUGAAAAAGCAGUUUGGGUGUCAGAUAGCAAGAUACUCUUUUUACGUUUCUAGAUGUAAAGUAGUGGAUGCUAACAGCUCUGUACCUGUUCUGAAAUCAUUAGUGGUUUGAUGUUGAGUGCUAUUUGCUCUUUUCAAGUCUGUAAUGUAUUAAAAAAGCCUUAUGUAUGAGAUCUUGUUUGUAGUAAAGGCAUGCACUAUGCUCCCUGUUAACCAGUAGGGGGAAGUCUUGCUUUUUUUUUUAUUUCAGUGUUUUUUUCUCCCCCUCCCUCAUUCAGUGACGUUUGACAAGAAGGCAACCAGUCACUGCUGUUCACCAUUCAUGAAGAGCUUUUCUCUUUGUGAAUGGCAGUGUGAAAUGAAUUGAAUCUAAAACAGUCAAUGCUUUUCUUCUAUUCUCUUCUACUGUUUCUCUUUCUCCCUACAUGACAUGAAAUUAAAGUUACUGUUUUUAACUGGUCAUUUUUGAUGUGGUUCAGACAUGCUUCAAACAGCAAAAUUAAGAUCAUGGAAUAUUUGUAAAAAGAUCGUGUGGUGCGUGAAUGGCAUCUAGCAUCAGAAAAAGCAAAAUGGUUGUUUUUUUGCACAACGUUUGGGUCCAUGUUUGAGUACUUGCAACUUUUUCAGUGAAGGAGACUUUAGUAUUUGCAUUUAAACCUUUCUCCUUUUAUACUACGCGGCUGAUGGCACUGCACAUUUUUCCGACCUUUGAAUAUACAUUUAGUCGGAUGCCUCUCCCCCACCUUGUGCAGUGGCCAUGAUAGGGGCCCGUUUGAUCUCUCGCUGUCUAAUCAUGCAUGAUUUUGUUGUGGCUUGUCUGCUCUUGUCACCUUGGGUCUCGUCCAUGACACAGGAAGUUACUCUUUUGUGUUCUGUUUUCCAUGCAGCUUUUGCGGUCACCCUUUGAAUUCCAAUGGCUGUGCACAUGUAUUUGCUUGUAAAUAAGAUACUGCUAUUAAAUGUCUCUGGUGUUCAACAUUUA